Molecule: messenger RNA, 844 nt
Organism: Saprolegnia parasitica CBS 223.65
Lineage: Eukaryota; Oomycota; Saprolegniomycetes; Saprolegniales; Saprolegniaceae
Exons: 2
Coding region: 141-803 (220 amino acids)
Source: RefSeq, a predicted model, not a curated record
GACCGAAGCAUAAGGUGAAACAAGGCACUGGCGCUUUGGGCCAUUUGGUUAAUUUGGGCCCAUCGCCCACGACGUCCGCGAUCGCGCCGCUCCCGUACCCCCGCGUCCCGUCGCCGUAUUCCCCGAGGGAGCAGAGACGCAUGCUGGCCACCGACAAGAGCGCCAAGUGGAAUCAUGGCAACCCCCAUGACAUGGAGGCCAACGUCCCGCUCUUUGAGCGCGAGCGCCGGCAGGACUCGCAGAUGGUCAUGCGUCUGCAGAAUGAGCUCCAAGACACAAAGAAGGCGCUCGAGGCGCAGACGCGCCGCCACAACGACCUCGAGUACGUCAACGAGGACCUCGAACGCCGGCUCGAGAUCGAAGCCCGCGAGCGCAUCAACAUGGAAGCCAGUCGCGCGGAAGACGAGCGCAAGUGGGAGACGGAGCGCGCGCGGCUCCAAGAAGAAGCGCGCAUGUGGGAGCGCAAGUGCGACGAGGAGGCCCGCAGACGUGCCGUCAUUGAAGAGCGCCUACGCCGGUCCGACAAGGAGCUCUACCGCAUGCUCCAGAAGAAGUACGAUAUUGAAAAGGCCGUUCGGCGCGAAGAGAGCGAGAAGCGCAAGCACGAAGUGCUGAUUGUCCGCUCGAUGGAGACGCAGCGCCGGGCGUCCAACACGAGCAUGCACGCGAGCGGCAGCGCCUAUUUAACACCAUCGUCCCACCACCCACCGUCGUCGUCGUCGACCAACCCGAGCGAGGCCAAGCCCGCGGCCGUCCGCGCGCGUCAGGCGCUCGCGUCGGCGUUCGACUUUUUCGGCUUGUAACAUCAUCUUGCAAUCAAAAAUUACUCAGAAUUCGUCCACAC